AUGGCCGUCGAAGAAGAUGCGGCGGCUGCACGGCGCCUGCAGCCGCCGCCGCCGCUGGGGAAAGCCCGAAGUGACAUGACAGUUGAGGAGAGGAUUGCAGCUGCAGACAGGAGAAAGAUUGAAGGCAAUGAGUAUUUCAAAGAAAAGCAACUUGAGGAGGCCAAGCAGCAAUAUGAAAUGGCAAUUGCGUACAUGGGAGACGAUUUCAUGUUUCAAUUGUUUGGGAAGUACAGAGACAUGGCCUUGGCUGUCUUGUCAGAGGACGAAAGUAAUGUGAAAGCACUGUUCAGGCAAGGAAAAGCUAAAUCUGAACUUGGCCAGACAGAAUCCGCCAGGGAGGAUUUCCAGAAAGCAAAGAAAUACUCCCCAGAAGACAAGGAGAUCCUUCGGGAGCUCCGGUUGCUCGCGGAACAAGACAAGGCUCUGUACGAAAAGCAGAAGGAGCUGUACAAAGGUCUCUUUGGGCCAAGGCCUGAAGUGAAACCAAAGAAGGCAAACUACCUGGCUAUUUUCUGGCAGUGGCUGGUGUCCUUGAUUCGUUAUCUGGUUCGGAUGUUCAAACAUAAGAAUGAGUUUACCUGGAAAUUGUUUAGAAUUGGUGCUCGAGAUUCCGUGGCCAUGAUGACCAACCUUGUACUAUAA
Molecule: messenger RNA, 642 nt
Organism: Miscanthus lutarioriparius
Lineage: Eukaryota; Viridiplantae; Streptophyta; Magnoliopsida; Poales; Poaceae
Source: the annotation of a GenBank genome assembly